UAUGUUAUUUUAUAACUAUAACGUGGCUUUUCUGUGAUUAUGAUCAAUCAUUAUUACGUCUACGCUUUAACUAAUUGCGUGUUCGCUGGCCAGGCAACUGAGAAAGAAAAAAUACAGAGAUAGAGAGAAGAAUCAAUAAUGUAUUGUGACUGAAAACAAAAUAAGGGAAGAGGAGAAAAAACAAAACCAAACAAACCUCAAAAGUUAGGGUUUCCUUUUUGGUUCGUUGCUGUGGAAUCGAUUCCUUUGCCUUAUAUUAAACGUGCGUCGUUGUGAAGUAGAAGCAAGACUCGCAGCAUUGCUCUGCUAGUUUUGACAUUUAAGCGUCACCUAACCUUCUUCGUUUGCUUUUUAAAUAAUUCUGCAUUUUCUCGCUUCUUUGAUCACUGCUUCGCAAAUUGAUCUUCGUCGACGAAUUGUGCAUUCCUGUGCUGGUGAUGGGUAUGGUUUGGAUUUCAAAUGUCUUUCUUCUCGGGUAAUGAGAUGCAUCAAGUUUUGAAGCACAGUGAGCAGGGAUGGAUAUUGCUGCUCUUUUAACUUCUGCUGGAAUUAAUAUUGCUGUGUGUGUGGUUCUCUUUUCAUUUUAUUCUGUAUUAAGAAAACAACCCAGUAAUGUUAAUGUGUACUUUGGGAGGAGACUAGCCUCUCAGCAUUCAAGACGCAUUGAUCUCUGCUUGGAAAGAUUUGUUCCCUCCCCUAGCUGGAUAUUGAAAGCAUGGGAAACAUCUGAGGAUGAGAUAUUGGCUAUUGGUGGCUUGGAUGCUGUGGUUUUUGUGAGGAUACUUGUUUUCAGUAUUCGAGUGUUUUCCAUUGCUGCUGUCAUAUGCACUAUUCUGGUGCUUCCUGUAAAUUACCAUGGAAUGGACAGAAUGUAUAAGAAUAUACCUUUGGAGUCGCUGGAAGUAUUUACCAUUGAGAAUGUCAAAGAAGGAUCAAAGUGGCUUUGGGCUCAUUGUCUUGCACUAUACAUCAUAACAUUAUCGGCUUGUGCUCUUCUUUACUUUGAAUAUAAGAGUAUUACUAAUUUGAGGCUACUACAUAUUAUUGGAUCACCUCCAAAUCCAAGCCAUUUUACAAUUCUUGUCCGAUCAAUUCCCUGGUCUUCAGAAGAAUCUUACUGUGAAACUGUGAAAAAAUUCUUCUCAUAUUACCAUGCAUCAACAUAUUUGUCGCACCAAAUGGUUUAUAAGUCCGGUAAAGUUCAAAAACUGAAGGAUGAUGCUGAACAUAUGUGUAAGGUAAUUAGAGAUGCUUCAAUGGAAAGGACUUGUAAGCCUAGUUUUAUGCAAUGUUGCUGUUCUGGAGCACCAACAAUUUCUUUUAAGAAGAUUUCUACUGAAAUGGGUAGUACGCAUGGGAGAACUUGCAACACUGACUUGCAUUUAGAUACAGGAAAAAAGGAAUGUUCCUCUGCUUUUGUGUUCUUUAAAAGUCGGUAUGCUGCUCUUACGGCUGCACAGGUACUGCAGACAUCAAAUCCUAUGUUAUGGGUGACAGAUGUAGCUCCUGAACCACAUGAUGUUUAUUGGUCCAAUAUUUGCAUACCAUAUAGGCAACUUUGGAUCCGAAGGAUAGCUACACUUGCGGCCUCGGUUGCCUUCAUGCUUGUGUUCCUUAUCCCUGUUACAUUUGUACAAGGCUUGACUCAACUAGAAAAACUUCAGAAAAUGUUCCCUUUUCUGACAGGGAUACUUAAAGAGAAAUUUGUGAAUCAGGUGGUGACUGGUUACCUGCCAAGUGUGAUAUUGGUUUUAUUUUUGUGCGCAGUUCCACCCGUGAUGAUAUUAUUUUCUGCUGUGGAGGGUUCUAUUUCCCGCAGUGCAAGGAAGAAGAGUGCAUGUUUUAAAGUCUUGUACUUCACAAUCUGGAACGUGUUUUUUGUUAAUGUAUUUACUGGUUCUGUUAUCAGUCAGCUCUCAGUCUUUUCUAGCGUAACAGAUCUGCCUGCCCAACUUGCCAAGGCAGUGCCAGCACAGGCUACUUUCUUCACAACUUACAUUUUAUCAUCUGGCUGGGCAAGUUUGGCAGUUGAAGUUAUGCAAAUUUUCCCUCUACUACGCAAUCUUUUCCAGAGAUUCAUACUCAGGCUUAAAGAAGAUGCACUGGAUGGCAGCCUAUCUUUUCCGUACCAUACAGAAGUUCCAAGAAUCUUACUGUUUGGAUUCCUCGGGUUCACUUGUGCUAUUCUGGCACCCCUAAUGUUGCCCUUCUUGUUGGUCUACUUUUUCAUUGCUUACCUUGUUUAUCGAAACCAGAUUAUCAACGUAUACAUUACAAAAUACGAUAGUGGGGGACAGUUCUGGCCCAUUGUUCACAACACAACGGUUUUUUCGUUGCUAUUUUCUCAACUUAUCGCACUAGGGGUGUUUGGACUCAAACGCUCAUCAGUUGCAUCUGGAUUCACCAUUCCUCUGCUGAUUGGUACGCUUCUAUUUCACCAGUAUUGUAGGCAACGGUUUCUCCCAGUAUUUAGGAGCAAUUCAGCACAGAUUCUUAUUGACUUGGAUCGGAGAGAUGGGCACAGUGGAAGGAUGGAAGAAAUUUAUGAACAUUUGCGUUCAGCCUACAACCAGUCCAGUUUAAUGCCACAUACCACAAGCCAACCCGAAUGUGUCAGUCUUCACGAGGACAAGGAUAGUGGUCCAUCUUCAUCAGAAGAUAUGGAGACAGGCAAUGAAAAUGAAAUUAGUCAAAAAGAUAGACCACGGCCCAUUCAACGCACAUUGAGUAUGAGUUCAGAUAAAUCCGUACUUGGUGUAAAGCAAUGAAUACUCAGAAUUGUACAUUGUAAUAAGAAUAAGAAUAUCAUGACGUGCACUAAAGGUGCCGGUGCAUGAACAAUUGAUCCAUUAUAGAUGGAGAUGAAAGUCUCUUGAUAUAUUGUUCAUUAAAUUUUUUUAGUUGUAAAUAGUUUUUCAAAUGAUUUUCAAUUAAAUGUGAAUAGACAUGUAAGGAUAACAAUGCCAUCCAAGUAAUUUUGCAGUAAAUGAGGUCAUUUACAUAAAUCAAACAACGUUGUAAUAUUGCAUCUUAAGUUAUAUUGAUCUCUGAAUCCUUUUUUAAUGAUUUUGUUUAUGAUUUUUCUUGA
This is a messenger RNA of Glycine soja, 3088 nucleotides long. Its product is annotated as CSC1-like protein RXW8. Gene Ontology annotation, molecular function: calcium-activated cation channel activity. Gene Ontology annotation, cellular component: plasma membrane. NCBI's taxonomy places the organism in Eukaryota, Viridiplantae, Streptophyta, Magnoliopsida, Fabales, Fabaceae. Bases 516 to 2768 code for a protein of 750 amino acids. The transcript is spliced from 12 exons. The record is from RefSeq and is a predicted model, not a curated record.